UAAUUAACUAUACUAUCGACCAGCAGACGACAGCUAGACAGUUUGCAAGUGGGAGUGUAUAACAGUUCCUGUCUGGUACUCAACCAGCACGUGAUUCCACUUCGUCGACCUAGACGUCUACAUCUACAAAAUGGAAAGUUGGGCUGAGAUCUGGGAUAUCCCAGAAGUAGCCUUUCCUCUCCGAAUGGCAAGAACGAGAGAAGACUUCGACCAGCUCGCAAUCCUUAAUUUCGAAGUCGAAGUUCGCGGUCCGGACAGCGUCAAGCUCGACAACGGCUGCAGCAUUGAACUCUAUGACGACAUGCACGAAAUUUGUUUUCGUCCCAAACAGACAGGAUUACAUCAAGUUCGAAUCAAAGUAGACGGCCAAGACUUCUGUCCACCGAUUCAACUGUCAGUGAACGAAGACGGCACCGUUAGAACAUCCAAGGACAAACGUCAACGCCCAACGCGGGGGCACCAUCUCCACGGAGACGUACGAGAUCGACAUGUUGAGCACAAAGGCUGGAGAACGUCAGAAAUGAAAGAAGGUCGAGAGAUGCAUCGUUCACUAAGUUCGCAGUCGUCUCAGAGCGGUGGUAGUCGGUCAGAGUCUCUAGACUAUCAGACAAGUGUAAACUACAUUUCAGGAAAAAACGGACAAUUGUUUGUGGAAAGUGACGGGAGACUUGUACCAGUGAAAGAGAGACAUGGACAGGUAGCAGACAGUGCAACAAAUGCAGCACUUAUGCGACGUUCAGUCGAGACUAGAAAGAAGACGAGUCGAUCUAAGCAGGCACUAGGAGCAACCACAAAGUCGUCCGACAAGCAUCAACUCUACAACUGUACUCACUGUAACAAAUUGAUCAAACUCAAGAGACUGCUGAUACUCGAACGAAAGCCAUACUGUGAAUUUUGCUUCAAACUACUUUUCAUGAGAAAAGGACCCGAGCAACAUUUGGAAGCCCUUCAAUCUCCAGAAAGAGGCCCAGGAUUCUCAAACAGAAAUUCGCUAAAUCUUUCUCGAUUCUCAGUGAAUCCAAAAGCAAAUCUGACCGGUUUGAAACUAAAGCACGUCAAACAUGCCCAAACCGAAUUCACAACGUUUGACAGGCAUGGCACAGGUAAAGCUGAUAGAAGAUUCUUGGAGCCACUGUUAAGAGCAUGCCUCGCUCAGCAUCUGUCCGAGCACAAGACUAAUGAAGCAAUGAUGCAUCAGAACACCAAACAAGCGAUAAUACGAUGUGGACUGUAUGGUCCAGGAGAAAUGAGUACUCUGCAGUUCCUAAAUAUCCUGGCAUUUGCCAUGCGCGAAAGGACAACUAAAUGGCUUGCCAAAACUGCCAAAUCAAAGAUGAAACGAAGCCCACUGUCAGAGCCAAAUCUCACAGCUAUACCUAACAAGACUGACAUGUUUAGAGAUGGUGCAGGCAGUGACAGCAAAAUAAGAGCGACUAAACUGGUGGGCACUCUGGAGACCAUUCCGUCAGCAGAUGACCUAAGCUCAAUUUCAGAUGACAGAACACUACCUGAGGACUCCGAGCUGGCAGAUUUGGAGUUACCCGAAAGAGUAAGUACAGGUUCACCUAUUGUACCAAAUGCAAUGAAUUCUAUACCUCCACCCACUACUGAGGAAAGGACAUUUGGUGUAACACACGGCAAUUCUGAUGCCUGGAUGAUGUAUUGAUCGAUUAGACAUGCACGAAGUUGGAACCCACAGGUAAUGACAUAACAAUUACAGAUUGUAUAAAUAGCAGUUUGAACAUGUGUAACAGCAGAAGUCAAUUCAUUGCUAAUUAGCACGAGUUCUAUUUCAAUACUAUCCUCAACAAA
This is a messenger RNA of Corticium candelabrum, 1812 nucleotides long. RefSeq lists its product as uncharacterized. Lineage: Eukaryota; Metazoa; Porifera; Homoscleromorpha; Homosclerophorida; Plakinidae. The transcript has 8 exons. The coding region runs from base 131 to 1666 and encodes 511 amino acids. The record is from RefSeq and is a predicted model, not a curated record.